AUGAAGCACUUUGCUGCCCUGAUUCUGGCGUCUGCCCUGGCUGUCCCGCUGGGUGCUUCUCCCGUCUCACGAUUUACGCCAACAUCACAAAAUCUUCCCAGCGUCGUCUACCGUGGCGACCAGAUUCCCCCAGAACAGUAUAAAAAAGACGGCGGAAUCCCGCCCGAGUUCACGGGAGACAUGACAGAAAGGUCAUACAGUUUGUGGUGGCACAAUUUAGGUACCGAUAAUUACCCCGACAGGGAUUUCCAAUCGGCUUACGCGGCAACCUCGACGGAAUUUGCAGUCGCUGUUUCUUUUGCUAUCAAGGACAAUCCAAACGAAGCAGGAUGGAUAUAUCGAAUCCACGCCACGCCAAAUAUGAUUGACUUGGCACACUCUGAUUUCAGGCCCAUAUAUCUCGAGCGCGAGUUUGCUGCCGUGGGGGGAAUACGCUGGGACCAGGUUGAGGCCUGGCUCGAGGUUCCCAAGAAUGUGUCGGCCGAGAAGGGCGCUGGCGGCAUCCGGCAAGAAGAGAGAAAGAGGUGGCAGACGGCUGAGGAUUUUGAGAAGGAGUUCCCCGACUUGAAAUGGGUCAACAACCCCCCCUUCGCCCGGGUCAUUAACGGAGACUACAACCCGGUAUACGACCAAUAUCGCGUUAGUCAAGGACAGCCUCAACUUGCUGGCGUGCCGGAGGGGAGACGACAAGGGCCACUUGCGAGCGAAUUCGCAAAGGAGAACAAGACAUUGGAGCAGCAUGCCAUUGAGUUUAUGGACAAGGUUGGCGCGCCUGUGGGCUGGAAGGGAGCCUUUCCACUUGACCUAAAGGCUCCUGUAAACUCUCAAGCGUAA
Metarhizium robertsii ARSEF 23 is the source of this 834-nucleotide messenger RNA. Its product is annotated as Heat-labile enterotoxin, A chain. NCBI's taxonomy places the organism in Eukaryota, Fungi, Ascomycota, Sordariomycetes, Hypocreales, Clavicipitaceae. Bases 1 to 834 code for a protein of 277 amino acids. The transcript has a single exon. The record is from RefSeq and is a predicted model, not a curated record. Gene Ontology annotation, molecular function: toxin activity.